Messenger RNA from Drosophila bipectinata, 2055 nucleotides. It is a transcript of the gene ArfGAP1, whose product is annotated as ADP-ribosylation factor GTPase-activating protein 1. The record is from RefSeq and is a predicted model, not a curated record. NCBI's taxonomy places the organism in Eukaryota, Metazoa, Arthropoda, Insecta, Diptera, Drosophilidae. Gene Ontology annotation, molecular function: GTPase activator activity. Gene Ontology annotation, biological process: regulation of ARF protein signal transduction; regulation of endocytosis. Gene Ontology annotation, cellular component: Golgi membrane.
CAACAACAAAAAAGACUUCCAAGUGGACACGCUUAACCGUUUUUUUUUUUUUGCCAAUUUGCCAUUAUUCUGGGCUGGAGCUACCCCAAGAACCCAAAACAUCUGUUAAAUGUUUAGUCAAGUGACUGCUGCUAUUUGUGUUUUGAUACGGCAACUGAGAGGCUGCGGAGUGGGAAUCCUCGGUUAGCUCUUGGAGAUUGCACGAAAAUCAGCGCCAGCGUCAGCAAAAGUCUCAGAGCGACUUCGUAUCAGCUGCGGAACUGAACCGAGAGUUGGGCAAUCGCCACCCACAAAUCAAAUACGUCCAAUCCUUAGCGAAUUGUUGGCAUGGCCAGUCCCAGAACGCGUAGGGUGCUCCAGGAGCUGAAGCCGCAGGACGAAAAUUCGAAAUGCUUUGAGUGUGGCACCCACAAUCCGCAGUGGGUGUCCGUGACCUAUGGCAUUUGGAUCUGCCUGGAGUGCUCCGGGAAGCACCGCAGCUUGGGCGUUCAUUUGUCCUUUGUGCGUUCGGUGACGAUGGACAAGUGGAAGGACAUUGAGCUGGAGAAAAUGAAGGCCGGUGGUAAUCGCAAUGCCCGGGAGUUCCUUGAGGAUCAGGCGGACUGGAACGAUCGAGCCCCAAUCACCCAACGUUACAACUCCAAGGCAGCGGCUCUUUACCGAGACAAGAUCUCCACCUUGGCCCAGGGCAAGAGCUGGGAUCAGAAGGAGGCGGAGGUGCGGCUGAGCAGCUCCAACAGCUUUAGCAGCGGUGGGGGCUCUAGCUCCACCCAGUCGCGACCCAGUGCAACAGGUUAUGGAGGAAACGCUACGAGCGGUGGAGGCUAUCAGAAUGGUGGUGGAGGGAGUGGCGACCUUGGAGGCUAUCAGCAGUACCAGACCCAGGAGUUUAAGGAUCAAAAAGAGGAGUUCUUCAAUAGGCGUCAAGUAGAGAAUGCUUCUAGACCAGACCACUUGCCACCGAGUCAGGGCGGAAAAUAUGCAGGUUUCGGGUUCACUCGCGAGCCCCCACCAAAAACGCAAUCUCAGGAGCUCUUCGACUCGACCCUGUCCACCUUGGCUUCCGGUUGGAGUAUCUUUUCCUCUAAUGCCUCUAAAUUGGCCAACACGGCAAAGGAGAAAGCAGUAACCACAGUCAAUUUGGCCUCAACAAAGAUUAAAGAAGGCACGUUGCUAGAUUCUGUUCAGAGUGGUGUCACAGAUGUGGCCUCCAAGGUCACCGAUAUGAGCAAGCGUGGAUGGAACAACUUGGCGGGAAGUAACAUUUCUUCCCCCCAGGGCGGUUACAACGAUCCUAAUUUCGAUGACAGCGCCUACCAGCGCUCCAAUUCCGUGGGCGGCAAUCUCGCCAGUGGACUGGGCCAGCAGAGCGGCGUGAGCGACAGCGACUGGGGUGGCUGGCAGCAUGAGAACGCUGGAAACAAGACGCAUCUGACUAGCUCCAGCUCGUAUCACAAUCAGUUGAGCAGCAACAGCGGAACGGCCACUGCUGGCGUGACCAACGAUGCCGACUGGUCGGGCUUCGAGUCGUCAAACUACCAGAGCUCAGAGACCUCUUACCAGAACGCCCCGUCCGGUGGAGCAACUACACGGCGAAACAUGAAGCUGCAGGACACGUCGGCCAAGCUGAGUGAGGGCUUCGAGAACCUGGACGUGAAGAAUGUCAAAUCCAAACCAGGAUCGACCGGCGGCGGCAACAAGGCUAGCGCCGAGGACGAUGCCUGGAACCUGUUGAUGAACUAGAUGGCCGAACAAUUCCACAGAUUGCAUCUUGUAUUCCCCUCAGUUCGUUGUGUUUCAUUUGUUAUGUGUCUUUUCAUGUGAGGCGGCGAAGGCUGUUGUGCGCGCAUUUAAAAUGUAAUUAACUGAAUGUAUAUUCCCAAGAACUAUCCGAAAGCUACGAUUUCAUACAAAAAAGUGCAACACUGCUCCAAAAUUCAAUUCCACAGUUUAGACCAAUUUUUGUAUAGAACUACUUAACGAAUAAUUUAGUUUAAAAUAUAUAAACAGCAUUCUGCAGAUUGAGAGGAGAGAAAAUACAUAUGUUAAAAAGUA